Molecule: messenger RNA, 979 nt
Organism: Phodopus roborovskii (desert hamster)
Lineage: Eukaryota; Metazoa; Chordata; Mammalia; Rodentia; Cricetidae
Product: free fatty acid receptor 3
Exons: 1
Coding region: 7-966 (319 amino acids)
Biological process (GO): cellular response to fatty acid; G protein-coupled receptor signaling pathway
Cellular component (GO): plasma membrane
Molecular function (GO): G protein-coupled receptor activity
Source: RefSeq, a predicted model, not a curated record
GUGGCCAUGGGGGAGAGCGUCUCUCCCGGCAAUCACUGGCUUUUCUUUUCCGUGUACCUGUUGGUCUUCCUCGUGGGACUCCCCCUCAACGUGAUGGCCCUGGUGGUCUUCGUGGGCAAGCUGCGCCGCCGCCCUGUGGCCGUGGACUUACUUUUGCUAAACCUGACCCUUUCGGACCUGCUCCUGCUACUGUUCCUGCCUUUUCGCAUGGUGGAGGCAGCCUGUGGCAUGAGGUGGCUCCUGCCCUUCAUCCUCUGCCCCCUCUCGGGGUUUCUUUUCUUCACUACCAUCUAUCUCACCUCCCUCUUCCUGACCGCUGUGAGCAUCGAACGUUUUCUGAGCGUGGCCUACCCACUGUGGUACAAGACCCGGCCACGGCUGGCCCAGGCUGGUCUGGUCAGCGGCAUCUGCUGGUUCCUGGCGUCGGCUCACUGUAGUGUGGUUUAUGUCACUGAGUACUGGGGAAAUGCCACCUACAGCCAGGGGACCAAUGGAACCUGCUACCUGGAAUUCCGGGAGGACCAGCUGGCUGUGCUCCUGCCUGUGCGACUAGAGAUGGCUGUGGUCCUUUUUAUGGUACCCCUGUGCAUCACGAGUUACUGCUACAGCCGUCUGGUAUGGAUUCUCAGCCGGGGAGCCAGCCGCCGGCGGCGCAAGAGGGUGAUGGGCCUUCUAGCAGCCACACUGCUCAUCUUCUUUGUCUGCUUCGGCCCCUACAAUAUGUCCCACGUGGUGGGCUAUGUCCGGGGUGAGAGUCCGACCUGGAGGAGCUACGUGCUCCUCCUCAGCACCCUUAACUCUUGCAUCGACCCUCUCGUCUUCUACUUCUCAUCCUCCAAGUUCCAAGCCGACUUUCAGCAGCUCCUGGGGAGGCUGAGCAGAGGUUGUGUGCCUUGGACUCAGGAAGUCAGCUUGGAGCUGAAGGCAAAGAAUGGAGAAGAGCUGACCAAGGAGUGUCCGAGCUAGAGAAGAGGCUGGG